Molecule: messenger RNA, 375 nt
Organism: Cyphellophora europaea CBS 101466
Lineage: Eukaryota; Fungi; Ascomycota; Eurotiomycetes; Chaetothyriales; Cyphellophoraceae
Exons: 1
Coding region: 1-375 (124 amino acids)
Source: RefSeq, a predicted model, not a curated record
AUGCAAUCCUAUAACCACUACCAAAACUCUUCGUUCAAGACCUCGCCGGCGCAGCGCGACGCCACCUCACGCAACGCGGCCAUCUAUGAGGCGGCGCGGGGCCAGCGGGACGUCACCUCGGAGGCGGGCGCAGACACUGAUGGCACUCCUAAGUCGGGAAAUCACGUUACAGAAGAGCGGCAGGAGAUCCAAACAGCAGACAGCAGCGAGAGACGUCAAGCGCAGCAGCAGGCUCAAUUGCCAGGCUUCGAGACUGACACUAGGGGAAACGUAUAUCUGACAGGGGAAACUGGUGUGAGCAAGUUGUGGAGGAAGGCGAGUGGACUAUUUGCCAGGAAGUCUGCGGGUAAAGGCAACGAGGACAUCGUGAGGUAG